Molecule: messenger RNA, 930 nt
Organism: Dipodomys spectabilis (banner-tailed kangaroo rat)
Lineage: Eukaryota; Metazoa; Chordata; Mammalia; Rodentia; Heteromyidae
Product: olfactory receptor 4B1-like
Exons: 1
Coding region: 1-930 (309 amino acids)
Biological process (GO): G protein-coupled receptor signaling pathway
Cellular component (GO): membrane
Molecular function (GO): G protein-coupled receptor activity; olfactory receptor activity
Source: RefSeq, a predicted model, not a curated record
AUGGCCACUCCAAAUAAUGUGACCCAGUUGAUCAUCACUGGCCUUUUCCAGGAUCCAGAAGUACAGAAAGUGUGUUUCAUGUUCUUUCUUUGUGUGUACCUGGCCACAGUGGUGGGCAAUGGUCUCAUCCUUGUGACGGUCAGUGUCAGUAAGAGUCUGGGCUCCCCCAUGUACUUCUUCCUCAGCUACCUGUCCCUAGUGGAGAUCUGUUACUCCUCUACUGUCGUCCCCAAAUUCAUCACCGACCUACUUGUGAAGAUUAAAACCAUCUCCCUGAAGGGCUGUCUCACACAGAUAUUCUUUUUCCAUUUCCUUGGAGUCACUGAAAUCCUCCUGCUGACCGUGAUGGCUUAUGACCGCUAUGUGGCCAUCUGCAAGCCCCUUUACUAUACAACCAUCAUGAGCCGGCCCGUGUGUCACCGUCUGGUGGCAGGUUCUUGGCUCGGGGGCUUUUUCCACUCUAUAAUUCAGAUUUUCAUCACCCUCCCCUUGCCCUUCUGCGGUCCCAAUGUAAUCGACCACUACUUCUGUGACCUGCAUCCGUUAUUCCAGCUUGCCUGCACUGACACUUUUGUGGUAGGAAUCAUUAUGUUCGUCAACAGUGGCUUGUUCUCUGUAUUCUCCUUCCUCUUUUUGGUGGCCUCCUAUAUUGUCAUCCUGGUCCAUCUGAGGAACCAGUCUGCGGAGGGGAGGCGCAAGGCCCUCUCCACCUGCGCCUCGCACAUCACCGUGGUCCUCUUGUUCUUUGGACCCGCCAUCUUCCUCUACUUGAGGCCUGCCUCCACCUACACUGAGGACAAACUGGUGGCCGUGUUCUACACCGUCAUUACCCCCAUGCUGAACCCCAUCAUCUACACACUCAGAAAUGCCGAGGUGAAAAAUGCCAUGAGGAAGUUGUGGGGGAAGAAAGUAACUUCAAGGAUGGAAUAG